Anopheles merus is the source of this 2275-nucleotide messenger RNA. Its product is annotated as zinc finger protein 271-like. Gene Ontology annotation, biological process: regulation of transcription by RNA polymerase II. NCBI's taxonomy places the organism in Eukaryota, Metazoa, Arthropoda, Insecta, Diptera, Culicidae. The coding region runs from base 124 to 2244 and encodes 706 amino acids. The transcript is spliced from 3 exons. Gene Ontology annotation, cellular component: nucleus. Gene Ontology annotation, molecular function: zinc ion binding; DNA-binding transcription factor activity, RNA polymerase II-specific; RNA polymerase II transcription regulatory region sequence-specific DNA binding. The record is from RefSeq and is a predicted model, not a curated record.
AACAACCUGUAUCAACCGUGUGACAAUCGAGUUGAACCUUUUUGUUUAUUGUUUUCGCUGGCGGGCGGGAGUGAAAUAAAUUGAACGAAUUAGCGUGUAUUUUUGCUACUGCUCAUACCAAAAAUGACUCAACAUGAUGCUGCAUCACAGUGUCGAGUUUGUGAUAAAGCGAUCCUCGCCCAGAAACCGGUACCCAUCUUUUCGCCGCUCGCCGUGGGAAACGGGAAGGAAGCGGAUAUCAGCACGAAAAGCAUCGCCGAGAUGAUGAGCGAAUUGGCGGAUGUAACGAUCAGUCCCACUGAUGAUCGAUCGAAGUACAUCUGCUCCGUUUGCUUAAAAGCGCUCGAAAAAGCCAUUCAUCUACGUCAACAGAUACGAGCCGCCGAAAAGGCUGAGCCAACGCAAUUGCAAUCGAUUCAGAUAGAAAACAUCGCCGAGCAGGACUACAGUUUGGAGUAUUUGGAUGAAUUUAAAGAUGAAAUCGAUAGCAGCGUAAUGCUGCUCCGGGAUACACUUACCGCCCUAUCCGAGGAUCUUGGUGGUGAAAAUGAGCUUCCCGAAAAACAACCAACCGUUCGUGCACUGUCCGAGGUUGAAGAGGACGUCGAAGCGAUCGAACAGGGCAAAUUUACGUUCAUUGUGCCACCGCCGGACCUGAUCGCCGUUCGGAUUGAAUUUGAGCACUUUGAGUACUUGGAGCUACGUGGCGAACGGUGUUGCGGCUGUCCACACAUUGCUGCGUCUCGCGAUGCACUGAUGGUGCACGCAAAGGAAACGCACUCCCAAAAAUAUUACCCCGACGAUAGUAGCUACACGUGCCCGAUGUGCUAUCAAAAGUUUGCCACUGCCAGUGCACUGGAAAGCCACAACCAGUACUAUCUGUACAGUGAUGUGUUUCUGUGCAGCGUUUGUCGCAAUGCGUUCAACUGCCAAACCCGGCUCAUGCUGCAUCUCCAGGACAGCCAUCAGCUAGAACCGUCGCUUAAUGAUGGAGUAGAGAUUGCACCGGCGCAAAAUGAGGCAGAACCGCAUUUACAGGAAAAAGCGUCCCCGGUAGCUGGUACCAAUUUACCACUAACAUUACCGGAACCAAAGUUUAUAAAAGAAACACGCGUUUAUCCACAGUAUCGGUUGUACUGUCUCAGCGCAGAACGGUGCUGCGCCUGUGGCGUUUAUCAAGAAUCGCUCGAACGGCACACCUCCGAAUGUCACGUGGACACGAGCGAGCCGGAAGCGGAUGGGUUGCUCCGUUGCGUUGUUUGCAGCCGUACCUUUCCCACCCACCAGGAGCAAAUUCUGCACGAGGAGGAGCGCAGAAAUACGAAGCAAAUUUACCAAUGUCGAAGGUGCGAAAAGCUUUUCGCUCGAAAGAAUCAGCUUUUGAAGCACUUACAAACAACAGAGUCCGGUUGCAAUGGCCUAGAGGGAAAGAUUGAAACGACCAUAAAUGAUGGCGAACGGGACGGCGUUUCAGGAAAUUGCUUUUGCUGCUGCUUUGCACGCUGCAAGGAGGAGUACGCAAACGAACGGGAUCUGCUCAACCACGCCCAGACCGUGCACGGCGGAAGAAGAAAGGAGAAUGAAUGCAAGCUGCAGGAACGGUAUGGGACGGCAAUACCGGAACGGCACUGCUGUCCCAUCUGCCGGCGAACGUUCGACAGUGAGGAAAAGGUGCAGAAGCACCGCAGCUAUAAGCUCGCCCUGCCCAAGCAAACGUGCCGCCAGUGUGGCCGGGUGUUCAUGAAAGCGUCCGGACUGCGGGAGCACCAGCUAAGGGAACAUUUGAACCUUCAGCUAGAGUUUGGGUGCGAAGUGUGCGGGAAGCAGUUUGUAAAUCGGGCCACGCUAAACAAACACCGCCGGGUGCACGAACCGUCCCGCAACUAUCCCUGCUCGGUCGAGGGCUGCGGGAUGCUGUUUCGCGACAAGCCGCUGAUGCAACGGCACUAUCGCAAUGUACAUUCGGUGGUGCAGGCGUACGAGUGUCCGCACUGCCAGAAGCGCUUCCGGACGAAGGAGUCGCUCGAUAUACACGAGCGGAGUCAUACGGGCGAGCGACCGUUUGCGUGUCGGUACGAGGGGUGCAGCAAGGCGUACGCACACGGCACCGAUCGGAAGCGGCACGAACGGUCGGCGCACACGGGCGAGAAGCCCCACACGUGCACGGUUUGUGGGGCGGGAUUUCUGCGCCGGCGGGAAAUGCGGCUGCACCUCGAGAAGGUUCACGAAUGGCAGGAGAAAUAAAGAGCAUUUUGCUUCGUUUUUAUUAAAAUCA